This is a messenger RNA of Frankliniella occidentalis (western flower thrips), 1683 nucleotides long. RefSeq names its product patj homolog. The record is from RefSeq and is a predicted model, not a curated record. The transcript has 5 exons. The coding region runs from base 1 to 1683 and encodes 560 amino acids. Lineage: Eukaryota; Metazoa; Arthropoda; Insecta; Thysanoptera; Thripidae. Gene Ontology annotation, molecular function: protein binding.
AUGUGGGGUGCGGGGGUAAAGGUGGGCUGGAGGGCUCCUUCUGGCCUGGACCACGAAGAUGAUGAAAACCAGGAGGAGGAAGAGGAGGAAGGGGAGGUGAAGGCCAUCCCCUCGUUUGUGCCUAACGUUUGUUUUCUCUUUUCUUUGCGCAGGGACGGGCGUAUCCACGAGGGGGAUCAGAUCCUGGCCAUCGAUGGCCAGCCCCUGGACUCGAACAUCUCCCACCUGCAGGCCAUCAGCAUCCUGCAGCAGGCGCGCGGGCUGGUGGAGCUGGUGGUCGCGCGCACUGACGACUCGCCCCAGCAGGCCGCUGGCGGCGCCGACCAGCCCAGCGGCGUCGCGUCCGGGCCGCUCCAGCCCGCCGCGCUCGCCGCCGCCGCCGCCCCCGCGCCACCCUCGCCGUCGGCCGUCAGUGACACCUCCAAGGCCGGCUCCGACAUGGUGCUGAACACAGAGUGGGCGCAGGUGGAGGUGAUCGACCUCAUCAACGAUGGCUCCGGGCUCGGCUUCGGCAUCAUCGGCGGCCGCAGCACCGGGGUCGUCGUCAAGACCAUCCUCCCCGGCGGCGUGGCGGACCGGAACGGCCAUCUGCAGAGCGGCGACCACAUCCUGCAGAUCGGCGACGUCAACCUGCGCGGCAUGGGCUCGGAGCAGGUGGCCGCCGUGCUGCGCCAGUCCGGCAGCCACGUCCGCCUCGUGGUGGCGCGGCCCGUCGAGACCAACUCGGCCGACUACCAGGGCGGCGGCGUGCUGGCCGGCCCGCUCGGCGGCGGCAUCGGCAUGCCGCCCGUCGUGCCCACCAAGAUCCUGGGCGACCCGGAGGAGCUGGACCGCCACCUGACGCGCAACGGCUUCCCCAACACCUUCACGCCGCAGGCCUCCAUCCUCGACUCGUACGACAACCACUUCAUCUUCCGCGAGGACGGCGGCGGCGGCGGUGGCGGCGGCGGCGACAUCGAGCUCAUGCCGACGGGGCCCAUGGCCGGGCUGCCGCUGCUCACCAUGGAGAUGAUACCCUCCGAGACGCUGCCCGAGAUGGAGACCUUCACCGUCGACCUCAAGAAGGACGUGCACGGCCUCGGCAUCACCAUCGCCGGCUACGUGUGCGAGAAGGAGGAGCUGUCGGGCAUCUUCGUCAAGAGCAUCAGCGAGGGCAGCGCGGCCGACCUGUGCGGCAAGAUCCAGGUCAACGACCGCAUCGUCGAGGUGGACGGGCGCUCGCUGCAGGGCUACACCAACCACCAGGCCGUGGAGGUGCUGCGCAACACCGGGCAGACCGUGAGCCUGUGCCUGGAGCGCUACCUGCGCGGCCCCAAGUUCGAGCAGCUGCAGCAGGCCAUCGCCAACAGCGAGCUCAAGCCCACCGCCGCGCAGGCCCCCGCCUCGCCGUCGGCCGCGUCGCUGCCGCGCUUCCCCAUCAACGCGGACGGAGAGAGCGUGGUGGAGAUCGAGAUGGAGGGCGAGUCGCACACCACCGUCGACUCGCUCGUUAUGGAGGCCGCCGAGGGCAACAGCGUGGACGUCGACCUGGAGGACGUCGAGCUGCUCAUCGACACCGAUUACGCGGGCCCCCUCAAGACGACCGUGGAGGCGGCCAUCCAGGCCAAGUGGAGCAAGAUCAUGGGGCCUGGCGUCGAGAUUGUGGUGAGUGUCGUCGGGUUGCUCAGGACGGGUCACCCCUAG